AUGAAGUGGCUGCAAGUCAUUGAGGGAGAGUCGUACAAACCUUUGAUGCUGUCCUCAUCACAGGCUUCACUAGGAGUGAGUCUGCUCGAAUCUCUUGUAAACCCGUGGCAACGCCUCAAGCGCCCCGAAGGCAAGAAAGACAAGCAAGAAACAACCUUCACAAUGGCCAAAGGCAAAAUCUUCAAGAGAAGACGUCGUGUCGAAUUGAAGACAGAGAUUGAAGAAGAACAACACGAGUCCUACGACGCUUUUCAAAGUCCAAGCGAUGCAAGCCAAGGCAGCAUCGGCGACACCAACGAAGACAGCGGCGUUCCCGGCCCGCAUCAGCUAGUCUGGCCCUUCUCCUACGCGGUGUUCCAAGCCCAUGCGGCGAGCCAGAGCGACGGCGGCGCGAGGCUUCUCAAGGAUGCCAGGUGGAAAUGCUGCAACUGCGGCUUCUACAAGGCGAUGCCGGCACACGGGUUGAGGCUGAUGCACUGCCGGAACCCUGAGGGUUGCGUGGUGGUCCCGGGGACUUUGCAGACCCGCCUGAAGUCUUCCGUGAAUCCUGCUUCUGGACAUGCUGCCGAUGCUUCACGGAUGGAAACCGCAUGCCCGCCGAGCCUGCGACGCAUGUCUGUCGAAAUGACGGCGACCGGCCCUGCUCUCGCAGCUAUGGACGACGUGGCGCCCAUAUCGGGCCGUGUCAGUGGUGUGUGA
Messenger RNA from Colletotrichum acutatum, 699 nucleotides. RefSeq lists its product as uncharacterized. The transcript is spliced from 4 exons. Bases 1 to 699 code for a protein of 232 amino acids. NCBI's taxonomy places the organism in Eukaryota, Fungi, Ascomycota, Sordariomycetes, Glomerellales, Glomerellaceae. The record is from RefSeq and is a predicted model, not a curated record.